Molecule: messenger RNA, 1062 nt
Organism: Belonocnema kinseyi
Lineage: Eukaryota; Metazoa; Arthropoda; Insecta; Hymenoptera; Cynipidae
Product: putative sodium-dependent multivitamin transporter
Exons: 6
Coding region: 1-1062 (353 amino acids)
Biological process (GO): sodium ion transport; transmembrane transport
Cellular component (GO): membrane
Molecular function (GO): symporter activity
Source: RefSeq, a predicted model, not a curated record
AUGAGUGAAAAACAUUCUCUAGUAUGGAUCGACUAUGUAAUAAUUGUGAUAACAUUAUGCGUGAGUUCUGGAGUUGGCUUCUAUUACAAUUUUACAGAACGUCAAAAAAAUGCCCAAGAAUAUUUUACUGUUGCUGAAUCUAUGAGUGCUUUUCCAAUUGGUAUAGCAAUGAUGGCAGUAAUUAUUUCACCCAUAACUACCUUAGGCUUGGCAUCAGAAAUUUACACGUACGGAAUGCAAUUUUCUGCAUAUGUUUUAGGGCUUCUUAUAGCGAUGUCUCUUAUUGGCUAUCUUUAUAUUCCUGUGUUUUAUAAACUUCAGGCUACCAGCAUGAACAUGCAGCUUAAGGGAGCAGCACCCGACCGGCAAGCGGAAGUUCUCUGUAUCGGUGGAAUUAAAGCUGUUAUAGUUAGUGACAUUUUGCAAGGAGUGCUUAUGAUUGGCGCAGACAUAAUCAUUCUUGUAAUCACUAUACCAAUGUUGGGAGGCUUUGAAGAAAUAGUGCGAAUUUCUGAAGAAGGUGGCCGAAUUCAAUACGACAAAUUCAUUUUUCAAGGUGUAUUCUUCGCAAGUCUCAGCACAAUAUCAGCAAUUUCAAACUCUUUAGCUGCUAUCUUCUUGGAAGAUUAUUUAAAACCAGUGUAUAAAAAAUCUAUACAGCAAGAAAUUCCCAAGUCCAGAGAAUUAAUAAUUGGGAAAAUUCUUACAUUCGUGAUUGUAGUUGGCAUUAUAGGAACGGCUAUUGUAGCUCAAUAUCUUGCAGGAAUUUUAGAAGGCUCAUUAACCGUUUCUGUUUUAACAAAUGGCACUGUUUUUGGUUUAUUUACUUUGGAGAUGAUUUUUGAAUCAGCAACAGAACGGGGAGCAAUUAUAGGGGUUUUUACAUCUAUGGCAUUCUGUACUUGGAUGGCAACUGGAUUUCCAAGGCCAACAUCAUCACCAAAACUGCCAAUAUCCAUCGAUGGUUGCAAUGCCAAUAUUGAUGUCAAUGAUAUUAUUGAUUCAACUUUUAAUCUUCCCAAUAAUGAAACACUGGAAUCAAAAAUGGGGUAUUCAAACUAG